Messenger RNA from Oncorhynchus keta (chum salmon), 1097 nucleotides. It is a transcript of the gene gatd1, whose product is annotated as glutamine amidotransferase class 1 domain containing 1. The record is from RefSeq and is a predicted model, not a curated record. Lineage: Eukaryota; Metazoa; Chordata; Actinopteri; Salmoniformes; Salmonidae. The coding region runs from base 121 to 765 and encodes 214 amino acids. The transcript is spliced from 7 exons.
ACUGUCAUUGGCUAGAGGAAGUCAAUGUUGAACUGCGAUCACUUCCUGUUUUCAUAUUUUUUUUUUUUAGCAAUGGUCUGAAGUAGCAGUCAACGGAUUUGAUCUUGGCAAACCACCGACAUGUCUUCUAAACCCACUUGUCUAAUUGUGGCCAGUGCAGCUGCACAAGGAGUUUCUGCUCAGUCGUUCCAUCAAGCCUUCUGUCUCUGUAGUUCAGUGUUCAACCUGCAGACUGCUACACCAGGGGGCAAGCCCAUAGAUUUUGUCGGGGUGGAUGAAACCACGGCCAGAUGGAUCCAAGACUUAAGCCAGAAGUCUUUUGCAACCCCAGCCAAGCUGGAGUCAAUAGACGGUGCUCGGUACCAAGCUCUGCUGAUUCCAGACUGUCCUGGGGCGCUCACUGACCUGGCACACAGUGGUUCUCUGGCACGCAUCCUCACACACUUCGCCUCACAGCAGAAGGCGGUGUGCGCUAUAGGACAAGGGGUAUCUGGUCUGUGCUGUGCCAUAGUAGAGGGACAGAAGUGGAUCUUCACAGGCUACAGUCUCACUGGGCCGUCUGUGUUUGAGUUGGUGAGGAGCCCAGACUUUGCCAACCUGCCUCUGAUCGUGGAGGACUUCGUCAAGGACAGCGGAGGAUCGUACACCGCGAGCCAGGAGGAUGCCGUGCAUGUAGUGAUCGACAGACACCUGGUGACCGGACAGAACAUCCUGUCUACGUCAGUCGCUGUCAAUAACCUCAUCAUGCUCUGUAAUGGAAAGUAACAGGUUUCCUGUUCUGCUAUGUAGGGACCAAGCUAAAAAGCCUGGGGCCGGGGAUUCAAUCCGAUCAUGCUUUGAUGGCUAUGCGCCGUUUUUAAAAAAGGUAAUCAGCCAUUGAAUCAUGAAUGCGAUGCCUUUUAAGGAGCUACUGCCUUUUAAGGAGCUACUGCCUUUUAAGGAGCUACUGCCUUUUAAGGAGCUACUGCCUUUGAAAAGCAACGAAUCCAUUUGGAAAAUGGCCAAUUUGGUGUCGAUUAUGAGUUAGAAACAGUUGUUCUACUGUCAAAAUUGACAAAAGUGUAAAUAAAAUAAAAAAGUGUCUAUUUACUCACUAA